AUGGAACGCCUGGCUUUGAUGAUUAGUCGAUAUGUUAAUGAAGGCAGAUGGAAACCAAUUUCCUUGGGCCGCGGUAGAGUCAAGAUCCCAUAUUUACUCUUUGCAGACGAUCUUCUUUUAUUCACUGAGGCAACAUCUGACCAGGUUGAGUGCGUGACUGACGUCCUGAGAGUAUUUUGUCAAGAUUCAGGCUUAAAAAUUAGUGCAUCCAAAACUAAAGUUUUCUUCUCCAAGAAUAUUCUCACGGAUGAAGCACAAGCCAUCGCGUCUUAUAUGAACUUUGAGCGGGUCGAUAAUUUGGGUAAGUACCUGGGGAUGCCCGUUAUUCAUGGGAAAGUAACCCAUGAGACUUACUCUAACGUUCUGCAUAAAGCGGAAACGAGAGAGGACAACUUCACCUUCCCGCGCGGGUCCACCGUCAUUCGGGCUAUCGCUCGAGUUUGGAAAAAAGUAGUCGAGGGCACCCGUUGGUCGAUUCGGAAUGGGACCCGUGCUCGAUUUUGGAAAGACCGUUGGCUUCCGGGCUCAAACAUUCUCUCGUACAUAGCAAUCUGCCCGAUCCCAGGGGAGCAACUUGAUUGGACGAUUGACAAAUUAGUUAACGGUGCGAGAGGUUGGCGUUGGGACCUUUUCCAGGAGCUAUUACCUGCUACUACCUGUUUGCGAAUUUCCGCGGUCUCGCCUCCUUCUUCGGGCUUGGGCGACGAUCUCAUGUACUGGGGCUGGUCCUCGGAUGGGCACUUUUCCACAAGGUCAGCCUAUGCUGCAUUGACAGGUGAGAAUACGUCGAGCGAUAGGCAUUUGUGGAAGGAUAUUUGGAGUUGGACCGGCCCGCAAAGAAUCCGGCAAUUUCUGUGGCUGACUAUUAAAAACAGACUGCUAACUAACGAGGACCGUCACCGCCGUCACUUGGCUGCGUGUGCGGCAUGCGAGGUGUGUGGAGCCGCCCAAGAAACGUGUCUUCAUAGCCUGAGGGACUGUACUCAUGCGAAGCGAACAUGGCGCCACCUCAUCCCUCACCACCAACAGGCCGCUUUUUUCAGCCACGAUCUUAACGAGUGGGUGCGGCAAAAUCUGAGAAACGAGCUGCACAUUCAAGUGGAUAAUUGGAGUUGCGUUUUUGGAGUUACUCUGUGGCAACUAUGGCGGGAUAGAAAUGCGUUCAUCUUCGACAAAAAAAAACUUAAUAUACAGAGGCGAUUGGCGGUAAUAGGUGGUCUGGUCGAGGGAAUAAAUUCAGCAUCCCUUACUACCAAAAAGUUUGGAGCUUUGUUCAGACGCCUGCGACACCAAGCAAAUCCCAUCGUCGACUGCCACCACCUGUCGUCGUGCCACCGCUGUCGGAGCACAAGGAACUCCGACAAAACAGUCGCUGCUUCGGUGCCGUUCUAG
This is a messenger RNA of Striga hermonthica, 1392 nucleotides long. The record is from the annotation of a GenBank genome assembly. Lineage: Eukaryota; Viridiplantae; Streptophyta; Magnoliopsida; Lamiales; Orobanchaceae.